ACCAGGGGAAUAAAACACGAGGAACCAGAAACCUGGAGAAUAAAACACGAGGAACAAGGAGAGUUCAUUGACGAGAAAGAGGAGAAUGAAGAAUCAAGUGAAGUUGAGGAGAAAAAUCAUGUCAAAACUGGAGGAAAACCUUUGAGUUGGUCUCAAACCAAACAGAAAGAUUUAAAGAAAAAAAGAGUCAAGAAAACUUUCACCUGUGCUCAGUGUGGAAAGAGUUUCACACACAAACAAGUUUUGACCGUCACAUGAGAAUUCAUACUGGAGAGAAACCUUUCACUUGUGAUCAGUGCGGGAAGAGUUUCAAACAAUCAGCAAACCUUAAGAGACACAUGAACAUCCACACUGGAGAGAAACUGUACACAUGUGAUCAAUGCGGUAAAAUGUUUUUAUGGGCUUCAGUUCUGAAGAAACACUAUGAAGUUCAUGCAAAGGAGAAGCCACAUUCAUGUCAUUUGUGUGGUAAGAGUUUUUUGCAUCUACAGAGUUUGAAAGAACAUCAGAAAAUACAUACUGGUGUGAGAGAGUACAUGUGCUUUGAGUGUGAAAAGACUUUUAGUUCAGCGAGCAGUUUAAAACUGCACCAGAGGAUCCACACUGGAGAAAAACCUUAUAAAUGUUCACACUGUGACAAGAGAUUCAGUGAUUCAUCAUGUCUGAAAUCACAUGAGAGGAUCCACAAUGGAGAGAGACCUUAUAAAUGUUCACACUGUGACCAGAGAUUUAAUCAAUCAGCAAAUCUGAAAACACACAAGAGGAUCCACACUGGAGAGAAACCUUAUAAAUGUUCACACUGUGACCAGAGAUUCAGUGAUUCAUCAUGUCUGAAAUCACAUGAGAGGAUCCACAAUGGAGAGAGACCUUAUAAAUGUUCACACUGUGACCAGAGAUUUAAUCAAUCAGCAAAUCUGAAAACACACAAGAGGAUCCACACUGGAGAGAAACUUUAUAAGUGUUCACACUGUGACAAGAGAUUCAAUCAAUCAGCAAAUCUGAAAACACAUGAGAGGAUCCACUCUGGAGAGAAACCUUACAAGUGUUCACACUGUGACAAGAGAUAUAGUAAUUCAUCAAGUCUGAAAACACAUGAGAGGAUCCACACUGGAGAGAAACCUUAUAAGUGUUCACACUGUGACAAGAGAUUCAAUCGUUUAGCAUAUCUGAAAACACAUGAGAGGAUCCACACUGGAGAGAAACCUUACAAGUGUUCACACUGUGACAAGAGAUAUAGAUUCAUCAAGUGAAAACACAUGAGGAUCCACACUGGAGAGAAACCUUAUAAGUGUUCACACUGUGACAAGAGAUUCAAUCGUUUAGCAUAUCUGAAAACACAUGAGAGGAUCCACACUGGAGAGAAACCUUAUAAAUGUUCACACUGUGACAAGAGAUUCAGUGAUUCAUCAUGUCUGAAAUCACAUGAGAGGAUCCACAAUGGAGAGAGACCUUAUAAGUGUUCACACUGUGACAAGAGAUUCAUUGCUAAGCUAAAAACACAUGAGAGGAUCCACACUGGAGAGAAACUUUAUAAGUGUUCACACUGUGACAAGAGAUUCAUUGUUUCAUCACAUCUGAAAACACAUGAGAGGAUUCACACUGGAGAGAAACCUUAUAAGUGUACACACUGUGAUAAGAGAUAUAGUGAUUCAUCAAGUCUGAAAAGACAUGAGAGGAUCCACACUGGAGAGAAACAUUAUAAGUGUUCACACUGUGACAAGAGAUAUAUUGAUUCAUCAAGUCUGAAAAGACAUGAGAGGGUCCACACUGGAGAGAAACAUUAUAAGUGUUCACACUGUGACAAGAGAUAUAGUGAUUCAUCAAGUCUGAAAAGACAUGAGAGUAUCCACACCUGAGAGGAAUCGUAUCACUACACUGUACGUGGGAAGCGUUUCAUUCAGUCAUCUGUUCUACACAGUCAUACAAAAAAAACAAUCACAGUAAGGCCCCAUACACACAGAGACACAUUUAGCUGUAUAUGUAAAUAUUUUGUAUGGUAUAUGUGUUUCAUCCAGGCGGAUCCGGCUUUUGGGAGAGUGAAAUGUAUUUUUUUUUUUUUUUAACCGGGUCCCAGAGUGGAUAAAUCUGAAAAUGACAUCUUUG
Messenger RNA from Cyprinus carpio (common carp), 2103 nucleotides. Its product is annotated as zinc finger protein 845-like. The record is from RefSeq and is a predicted model, not a curated record. Lineage: Eukaryota; Metazoa; Chordata; Actinopteri; Cypriniformes; Cyprinidae.